AUGACAGUCGCCUUGAAUGUUUCAAAAUUCAAGCCAGAUGAACUGAAAGUGAACAUCGAUGGCCGAAUCCUCACCGUAGAGGGUAAACAAAAGUCAUUCCUACGCGCCAAUGGUUCUGCCCAGCAAUUGUCGACGUUGAGCAGGUAUAGCAUGCCAUCCUCAGCGAGCGACGUCAAGUGCCUGCCCAUCGUAGUUUACCAAAGCCCAAACCGACCAUCAACUCUAGGAAUAUCCCUAUCUCAAAGGCAACCAACAACUCUUGAGACGGCUUGA
Cooperia oncophora is the source of this 273-nucleotide messenger RNA. The record is from the annotation of a GenBank genome assembly. Lineage: Eukaryota; Metazoa; Nematoda; Chromadorea; Rhabditida; Trichostrongylidae.